AUGCAUGUUUUCGAGAGAGCAUUGCCUUUGGCUUUGACUGUCUUUUGCGGUGUGGUUGGAGGUAGCAAUUGCCCGCAGGGACGGGAGAAGGAGAUCGCUGUCUUUGGACGGACCUAUCUGGAGAAAAUGUUCUCGACUUCAAGUAUCUACACCCCAAACUACUGUACCUAUUUCUUUCACAGAGCUCAAAUAACAUCACCGACCUUUUCUAUAAGAUCUCCCAGUCUGAGGCGCAUCUGGUUCUCCUCCCACCAUCCCACUCCUCUAUCAAUCUUGCUGCCAAACAGGAUUAAGGCCAUAUCCUAUUCGCGAAUGAAUCGAAUCCAGUUCAAUAAUAAUGAGACUAAGUGUUACUUGUGUCACAAGACUACUGAAAAGGGCUGCAUACAGCUCAGCACCGAGGUCAAUGUUCUCAACUUCGCCAUCAUCAAUCCUGUUCAUGUCACUGAGAUCGCCCAGCGAGCCCUCGACGUCUACGGCCAGCUUUUGCGCUGA
Molecule: messenger RNA, 495 nt
Organism: Fusarium proliferatum ET1
Lineage: Eukaryota; Fungi; Ascomycota; Sordariomycetes; Hypocreales; Nectriaceae
Exons: 2
Coding region: 1-495 (164 amino acids)
Source: RefSeq, a predicted model, not a curated record